Molecule: messenger RNA, 1131 nt
Organism: Vitis riparia (riverbank grape)
Lineage: Eukaryota; Viridiplantae; Streptophyta; Magnoliopsida; Vitales; Vitaceae
Product: F-box protein At5g65850-like
Exons: 1
Coding region: 1-1131 (376 amino acids)
Molecular function (GO): protein binding
Source: RefSeq, a predicted model, not a curated record
AUGGAGAAUGAGAGAAAUACUGUUUCUCUUCCUUUGGACAUUAUCAUUGAGAUUCUCUCAAGACUUCCCGUGAAGUUUAUUCUCCGAUCCAGGUGCGUCUGCAAGCUUUGGCGCUCUACGAUCUUGUCUCCAUCCUUCAUCCAAUUGCAUCAUACUCGAUCCCUCACUCGCCCUGAUGGCAAUGGCCUCCUCCUUGGCUCUCGUGUAGAAUCUGAUGGAUCUCUGCAUCUUUGCUUCGUGGGCUCUGCACAAAACGUUAAUCAACUGUACGACAGUACUCCACGCCCUUUCUUUUCUGCUUCGGAAUCUAUCAAUGGGUUAAUCUGCUUGGGCUUACCCGAUGAUGAUGUGUGCGUCUGCAAUCCAAGCACCAAAGAGUUCGUAGCCCUUCCUCGCACACUUAUGAGGCAGCUUUCGCCAUUGCACUGGUACCAUUCCUACGCCUUUCUCGGCUUCGAUCCUCCCACCAACACCUACAAGAUCCUGAGAACAUGGUGGACUAGAGCCGUAAGCCUCGCGCAUGAGAUCUUUACUCUGGGCUCCCAGACAUGGAGGGUUCUCAAUGAUGAUAACCCCCGUCACAGCAUUCCCUUGGGAGACGUCGUCUACGUCAACGGAACCCUAUAUUGGAAGGGAUACGAAUCCAGGGAUAUCGUGGCGUUUGAUGUGGGGGUCGAGAAGUUCCGGAUUCUUGAACUACCAGAAGAUGCGCCCCGCAAGUUCAUGACAGACACCAAUCUAACACAAAUUGGUGGGCGUCUGGCCCUCGUGGGUCACGCAAGUCUUCUAUUCCGUAUUGAGUUAGAGAUAUGGAUUUCAGAGGAGGGCAGGGGCUGGAUUAAGAAGACGAUUGAAUGUCCUCGUUAUUGGAACCGGCCGAUUGCAUAUAAUAGAAUAAUGAGGCAGACAUGGGUGGAUCAUAUUAUUGAUGUUAGAACAACGCCUACGGGUGAGCUUGCACUCAUUCAUCGCAUGGAGGACUAUUUAUUUGUGUUGUAUUGGGACCUAGAAAACAAGACUAUGAGGAAAGAAACGAUUCAAUGGCCACCUCCUGUUACUGGAUUUUGUCACUUGGCUUAUGUUGCCGGCCAUGUUGAAAGUCUUCAAUCUGUAAGGCAACUUAUGGCCUAG